AUGUCUCCAGUGAAGGACUUCAGUCUGACUUAUGAUGAACCGAACGAGGAAGGCACCUUUUCUGAAGGAGACGUCGUCACAGGCUCCGUCACCUUCAGCCUCACCAAAGAAACCAAAAUCAAGAACCUUUUCGUGAAAGCCAAAGGAGAAGGGCGCGUCAGCUGGACCGAUGGGAACGGGGAUCCCAACUCAUCCUACAGUGCAAAGAGGAGAUAUUUCAAAGUCAAAGAGUUCUUAAUAGCAGAAAAUGCGAAAGGCACUGUCCUCAGCCAAGGAGACCACAGCUUUAAAUUCAAGAUCGAGAUUCCAAAUCAGGACAUGCCGUCGUCCUUCAAAGACGCUAAUGCACGAAUCGUCUACCUGAUCGAGGCGAAGCUGUGUAAAAGCUGGCAGUGGCCCAGCAAGGCGAAGACUGAGUUCUGCUUUCUGUCCAAGUCUUUUCCGCAUAUUGAGAACAUCAUGAGUCCUCAGUCGGAUUCGGUGAUCAAAGAGUUGGGGACGUUCUCCAAGGAACAGGUGGAAAUGUCUGCUAGUGUGGACAAGAAGGCCUGUUCUCCAGGAGACACCAUCACUCCCUCUGCCAUCGUCUGCAACUCCUCGUCCAAAAGCAUGAAGCCCAAGUUCAUUCUGCAGCAGAAGACGGUGUACCGCACCGGCAACCACACCAAGACCUGCGACGAGCGCAUGGUGGAGGUGGUCGGAGACGCCAUCAUGGCCAACUCGGAGAAGACGGCCAGCUGUGAACUGGUCGUUCCCGAAGAUGCUACCUGCACCGUCCACAACUGUGAUAUCGUCUCGGUUGAAUACAGCGUCAAGGUGUCUCUGGACAUCAGCUUUGCCUUCGACCCGGAGUUGGUGUUUCCUCUGGUCGUCGCUCCUCCUGCCCUGCUGGCUGCCGCUCAGGCCGGCCAGGAAGACAGCGGCGUCCCAGAGGACAGCGGCGUCCCAGACUACAGCGGCGUCCCAGAAGACAACGGUGUCCCAGAAGACAGCGGUGUCCCAGAGGACAGCGGCGUCCCUGAAGGUCAAGGAGGAGAUGAUCCUGCUGCUGACAACACAGAGUAGUGUUUAUAACCGGCAUGGUAACCUAUAACCAGUGUUCUAAUCAGUGUGUUCCUGUGCAUGACAUGACACUUCACCUGCUGCUGCCUUUUGAUUUUCCUAAUCAGUUUCAGAUCUGUGAUUUAGAUUAGUGUCAAACUUCUUUUAGGGGAAACGUACAGCACAAUUUGAUCUCAAGCUUCCCGUAAAUACAAGCUUUAUAAUCCAUAAAUAACCAGAACUGUAAAUCUUGGUUUUAGUGCAACAAAGUGUUGGUACAUCAUUAAGAAAUUUGCACUUAUUAAACUAUCCUUUGACAGUUGAGACAAAGCUGAGAUGUGAAUAAAGAAACUGUAAUUUCUGGUGCAGACUCAUCACAUAAUACAGACUGAAAUUUAUUUAUUUAUUUAUUUAUUUAUUUGAGUUUUAGAUUUAUUUGCUGCUCUCAGGGAUCAUUGA
Molecule: messenger RNA, 1500 nt
Organism: Salarias fasciatus (jewelled blenny)
Lineage: Eukaryota; Metazoa; Chordata; Actinopteri; Blenniiformes; Blenniidae
Product: arrestin domain-containing protein 3-like
Exons: 6
Coding region: 1-1065 (354 amino acids)
Biological process (GO): protein transport
Cellular component (GO): cytoplasm; plasma membrane
Source: RefSeq, a predicted model, not a curated record